AUGGUCCCCCGUCGCUUCAGUCGCCGCCUGAUUGCACUUGCAACCGCCAUCGCCCUCUUCUUCUUCUACCACGUCACCACCAUCUCCGACCACCACCGCUCAUGGCGGCCACACUUCACAGCCGACAUCCCCCCAGACCUCGAUGAGAAUGGCGAACCAGCCACCUUCUGUCCGCCCUUACCAGGCAUCGAAGACGUCCUCGUCGUCAUGAAGACCGGGGUAACAGAAUCGCAAGCCAAAGUCCCCAUCCACUUCAAAACAACCCUCCGCUGCGUCCCGCACUUCGUAAUCUUCUCCGACUUCGCCGAAGAAAUCGAAGGCGUCCAAAUCCACGAUCGCCGCAAAAAGAACCCCGACUUCGACCUCUACCACCGCAUCGUAAAAUACGGCCGCCAGGGCCUCGAGCAGCAAGACUUCGCCGACGAAGCAAACUCCGCCAUUGGAAAACCCAACAACCCAGGCUGGAAACUGGACAAAUGGAAAUUCCUACCAAUGGCCCAGGAAGCGCUCCGCUACAAGCCCGACGCAAAAUGGUUCGUCUUCAUCGAAGCCGACACCUACGUCUCCUGGCCAACGGUCCUCACCUGGCUGGCCCGGUUCGACCACACAAAGCCUCACUACCUCGGCACCGAGACGCAGAUCGCAGACGUGAUCUUUGCCCACGGAGGCUCGGGCUUCAUGCUUUCGAACCCGGCGCUGCAGCGAGCCUCAGACGAGUAUAGUGCCCGCGAGGUCGAGCUGAAUAUCUUCACCGACCAGCACUGGGCCGGCGACUGUGUUCUAGGCAAGGUUCUCAGCGACGCGGGCGUCAAUUUACAUUUCACCUGGCCGAUUCUGCAGAAUUCAAACGUUGGCGAGCUGGAUGAGUUCACUACGGACUUCUACCGGCAUCCAUGGUGCUUCAUUGCCGUCGCAAUGCACCACCUCUCGCCAUCGGAUAUCGCUAAUCUCUGGAAAUUCGAACAAAAGCGCUGGCGCGAUAAAAAUAAACGCAUCCUCCUCCACGCCGACCUCUUCCGCGAAUACAUCUACCCGGAAAUCGCCACACAACCCACCCGUCUAAACUGGAACAACCUAGCAGACGAAGACCAGCCCUUCGCGCACUCCUACGAAGAUUGUCGCACAGUCUGUGAAGUGCAGAAGUCAUGCACGCAGUUCGUCUACCGUGACAAUGCCUGCUUCACAAGUCCGAAACCCCGUCUCGGACAUGCCGUUUCCGGUGGCGAUGCGACGUCUGGUUGGAUUGUCCCUCGUAUCCGGGAUGCGAUGGAGUCGAAGGGGUUGUGUCGGAAGCCUGAUUUUGGGGAUUGA
Penicillium bovifimosum is the source of this 1311-nucleotide messenger RNA. Its product is annotated as glycosyltransferase family 31 protein. NCBI's taxonomy places the organism in Eukaryota, Fungi, Ascomycota, Eurotiomycetes, Eurotiales, Aspergillaceae. The transcript is spliced from 3 exons. Gene Ontology annotation, cellular component: membrane. Bases 1 to 1311 code for a protein of 436 amino acids. Gene Ontology annotation, molecular function: glycosyltransferase activity. The record is from RefSeq and is a predicted model, not a curated record.